UUUAGACAAACACAAAAUAGGAAACACCCCCACAAUUUCCUACAACCAACCUGAUAAUAAUCACUUAUUUAGUACGUACCAUCUUCAAAUUCAAUUUUCAUUAUUUAAAUAAACUAAACCUACCUCUUAAAGAAAAGCCAUGAAAAUCUCCAAAGAAACAUGUUACUCUUCUUACACUAACCUCCUAUGGCCAUGCCAACCUCGUACGGAACAAAACCACAUUGUUUUCUCCAACCGCUUUCGUGUCACCUGCACUGUAAGCCUCCUACUCUUAUUCACCACCGUCUACAUUUUCUGGCCGUCGGAUCCGUAUCUCAAGAUCGUACGGCUGAAACUGAAGAAGAUUAAGGUACACCGUGUGCCGCAUAUCACCGUAGACAUCUCCAUGGUCCUCACGCUGAGAGUGCAAAACGCUGACGUGUAUUCCAUGGACUUUGGUGCGGUUGACGUGGCGGUGUCUUAUAGAGGGAAGCCACUAGGGCACGUGACGUCGGAGAAUGGUCACGUGAGAGCUAUGGGUUCUUCGUUUGUGGAUGCUGACGCGGAGUUUUCCGGCAUCGGUGUUUUGCCGGAGAUAUUGUUGUUGCUGGAGGAUUUGGCUAAGGGAACGGUGCCGUUUGAUACAGUUAGUCAAGUUAAGGGCAAAAUGGGGAUUUUCUUCUUUCACUUUCCCAUUAAGGCAAAAUUAACAUGCGAGAUAUUGGUGAGUACGAUAAAUCAAACAAUUGUUCGUCAACACUGUCUUUAUGAGUGAUGAAGAGAGAAGUGAUAACAAAGUGAAGAAGAGUCGGAAGAUGUUAUUGUUAGCUCCUUUGUAUAUAUGUAGUAUGUAUGUCCCCAAUGUUUUGUAUUUCAAUUACAUAAUAUAUGAUUAUGAUUACUGUAACAUUGAUAAAUAUCAAAUUAUGUAAAUUUUAUA
Vicia villosa (hairy vetch) is the source of this 919-nucleotide messenger RNA. RefSeq lists its product as uncharacterized. Gene Ontology annotation, cellular component: plasma membrane. The transcript has 3 exons. Bases 140 to 754 code for a protein of 204 amino acids. Lineage: Eukaryota; Viridiplantae; Streptophyta; Magnoliopsida; Fabales; Fabaceae. The record is from RefSeq and is a predicted model, not a curated record.